This is a messenger RNA of Linum trigynum, 252 nucleotides long. Lineage: Eukaryota; Viridiplantae; Streptophyta; Magnoliopsida; Malpighiales; Linaceae. The record is from the annotation of a GenBank genome assembly.
AUGCCCGAGUACGUGGACCUAGACCUGCAACUGGGCCUAAACUUGGAAGAGCUUGAGGAUCCGGAGCAGGAGUGUGAUCAUGGGUCGUGGGCCAACGGGCCGUGCUGGAUAGGGGCGGAUCCCAGAGAGGAUGAGCUCAGUUUGGUGGGCCGAACUAGGAUGGAAGGCGGGCCCGGAGGGAGUCGGGCCGAGGAUGGGAAGCUGGGCGGCCGGGUGCAAUGGGCCAAAACCACACCGGUCAGACUGACGUGA